CUCUCCACCUUUCACUUCAGCUGGUGACUAUCGGAGAGUUGUCGUAGGAAAGCCACCUCACCAUCUGGCAUGUAUCAUUGUGACAUUGCAACUGCUGAGGUCCAUGGUAGCACAACCACUCAAUUGACUCGAAACACGGAGAUGUGUCCAUAUUUGGUGGUGUUACACUUACUGUGGACAUUGAUGGAGCCAGUCCUCAGUUUACCCUCUCCUGUGCAUCCAAGGGUGGACCUGCUACAGGUGUGUGAUUCAGGACGACACAAAGACAAAUCAAACAGUUUAUGUUGGACUCAUGAGCGAGAUCAGCACUUCCUCAACCUUCUCUUCUUCCAAUGCGGCUGGAAACUCUGUCAUUUCUACCAGCUCUAUCAUUAUGUACAGUGAUAUCAAUGUAUCCACAGCCUUUUCAGGGCAGUGCCAUGGAACAACAUCAACCACAGCUAACUCUACCAUCACUAAGAGAAUUUACAGCUACUUAACUCCAACCACAACUGCUCUGUACAACUAUCCAGCUUCAACCUUCUCUACUUCCAGCAGUGGGCGAAUGUUCUCUGGGCCAAUCCCAACUCCGUCCAUCUCUAGUAUGGGAAUAUUCUCCAAGCCAACUCUUACUCCAGCUGAUCCUACCUUGUUCGGUGUGGAUAAACCAUCCUCUAAUCUUGGGUUCAUAUAUACUUCCCGUUGUUAAUAAUAGUGCAAAUAAUUAUGUAUAAUACUCUCGACAGGUCCACUGGUGAUGGUUGGUUGUCUACUAUGGCUAUAACAAUUGGAGUUACUGUAGCAACUCUAAUUAUAGUAUCUCUCAGUGUAAUUUGUCUGCUUUGUCUCAAAGGUUACACACAAUUUUCCCCCUCAAAACACAGGAACAAUUCUGAGCGUUCUUUCAUUACCUAUUAAACAGGUAGUAAAGAUCGAGGCACAAGUAUCCACACUUCAACCAAUGAGGCAUAUGGGGAG
Molecule: messenger RNA, 957 nt
Organism: Geodia barretti
Lineage: Eukaryota; Metazoa; Porifera; Demospongiae; Tetractinellida; Geodiidae
Source: the annotation of a GenBank genome assembly